CGGGGCGCCUUAAAAACCGGAGCUGGCGCUCGCCAUCGCCGCUCUGGGCAGGAUCCAGCGUUGCUGCGACUGCCCUUGACGACCCCGCAGACCCCCAGUAGCCAUGGCCAGCAAGAGCUUGCAAGAUCUGAAGCAACAGGUGGAGGAGACGGCCCAGGAAGCGGUAACAACAGCCGGAGCAAAAGCUCAGCAAGUGGUGGAUCAGGCCACAGAGGCCGGGCAGCAAGCCAUGGACCAGCUGGCCAGCUCCACCCAGGAAACCAUCGACAAGACUGCUAAGCAGGCCUCUGACACCUACUCAGGUUUCGCGAAAAAAUUAGGCCUCAUGAAAUGACAGAGGGAGACAGGGUGAUGCCCCUACAGGCCCUAUGCAACGGAGCCUGGCCCCAAGCUCUGGUCACCAGCUGUCUCCUUGGUCUGGCCCCACAUUAAAAUUCAUGCUCCA
Molecule: messenger RNA, 445 nt
Organism: Lemur catta (Ring-tailed lemur)
Lineage: Eukaryota; Metazoa; Chordata; Mammalia; Primates; Lemuridae
Gene: ADIRF
Product: adipogenesis regulatory factor
Exons: 3
Coding region: 104-334 (76 amino acids)
Biological process (GO): positive regulation of fat cell differentiation
Cellular component (GO): nucleus
Source: RefSeq, a predicted model, not a curated record